Molecule: messenger RNA, 563 nt
Organism: Galeopterus variegatus (Sunda flying lemur)
Lineage: Eukaryota; Metazoa; Chordata; Mammalia; Dermoptera; Cynocephalidae
Product: rab GTPase-binding effector protein 1-like
Exons: 4
Coding region: 5-523 (172 amino acids)
Biological process (GO): Golgi to plasma membrane transport; endocytosis
Cellular component (GO): endocytic vesicle; endosome
Molecular function (GO): GTPase activator activity
Source: RefSeq, a predicted model, not a curated record
GCUGAUGCAGUCACGGGAACAGGUUUCAGAAGAGCUGGUGAGGUUACAGAAAGAUAAUGACAGCCUCCAGGGAAAGCAUAGCUUGCAUGUUUCAUUACAGCAAGCGGAAGACUUCAUCCUCCCAGACACUCUCGAGGCACUUCGGGAGUUGGUAUUAAAAUACCGUGAGAACAUCAUUAAUGUGCGGACAGCAGCGGACCACAUGGAAGAAAAACUGAAGGCUGAAAUACUUUUCCUAAAAGAGCAGAUUCAAGCAGAACAGUGUUUAAAAGAAAACCUUGAAGAAACUCUGCAGCUAGAAAUAGAAAACUGCAAGGAGGAAAUAGCUUCCAUUUCUAGCCUAAAAGCUGAAUUAGAAAGAAUAAAAGUAGAAAAGGGACAGUUGGAGUCCACAUUUAAAGAGAAGUCUCAACAGCUUGAGAGUCUUCAGGAGAUAAAGAUCACUUUGGAAGAACAGUUAAAGAAAGAGACUGCUGCUAAGGUGAUAUUUUUGUUGGUUAUUUUAUUUAAAAAGCACGGCUAAGAAUGUAGGAUCACAUCCUACCUAUUUUAAAAAAAACAAU